Epinephelus lanceolatus (giant grouper) is the source of this 7818-nucleotide messenger RNA. RefSeq names its product nuclear receptor binding SET domain protein 3 (gene nsd3). Gene Ontology annotation, cellular component: nucleus. Gene Ontology annotation, molecular function: protein binding; histone methyltransferase activity. Lineage: Eukaryota; Metazoa; Chordata; Actinopteri; Perciformes; Serranidae. The record is from RefSeq and is a predicted model, not a curated record.
UUUGCUCCUCGACACCCUUUUUUGUCCACACUCUCUCUUAUUAAAAUAGACACCAUCGGAGGUGAACUACACAUCCCGGAGUGCUCCUCAUAACCCCUCCGAUCCGGAUCUGUGUGAUUUUUGGCGCUGAGCAGCUGCAGGAGAGACCGACCAACGGGCCUGGACUAAAAUUUUAAAAAAGAAAUACUGAAAACAGGGUGCUUUUGUUGAACUAGAGGAAGAGGGAGCUAGAGAUUAUUGUUGUUAUUAUUAUUAAGAAAGGCUGCACACUGGAGGGGGCGAGAACUGAACAUAUCUAUCGGUGGUAGGGUUUCUACUAACCGCUCCAGUCCCUACACUGAGGAAGAGCCAGGCUUUGGGAUUGGGCAGCAACCAGAUAGCGUAACACCCCCUCCUCCUCUCUGUUGAGAAUUGCGUUAAAACGAAAAAGGAAAAGGCCUGCGCUUUAUCUAUAACACAGGGAUUUUUUUUGAUUUUUUUUUUUCCUUAUAUAUUAAACGAGGACCCGUUGCUGGCUGGUGUAUGUGUUUAGAAUGGGACACGCUGAAGGUCCAGUCAAAGAAAAAGACAGUUAAGGAUGCAGGAGCCCAACAAUGGAUUUCUCCUUCUCUUUCAUGCAAGGGAUCAUGGGAAAUACAAUUCAGCAACCCCCUCAGCUCAUUGACUCAGCCAACAUCAGACAGGAAGGCACCUGCGACACCGGCAGUGAUCCAGGCGAGGAUGGUGGUCCCUCCUACGAUGCUGCCCUGGAUGCAGAGUUUUCCUACCCGCCGUCAGCCUCGGAGGACAUGUCGCAGGUCUCCAAUGGCUACCCGCCUGGUCUGGGCAUGUACGAGCCGCAGGCCAAGUUCUCCAUGUACUCACAGUUCCCCAACGGCUCAGCUAACGGCUACGGCGCCAUACGGAGCUAUGGAGAUCACGGUCUUAUGCCGGGAGAGGGGACGGUCCUGAGAGGCCCAGGCCUCCAGGAGAGACCUUUGUCUCCUGUUUCCCCACCUCUGCCCACACAUCACCCGCACCUCCACCACCACCAUCAUCACCCCCAUCACCACCACCCCGCGCACCAUUUCCACUCAAACCCACCCCACAUACAAACCCACCCUCACCCACAGAGUCCCCCGCCGCCACCUCUCCCCUCCCAGCACCACAUGCCCCAUACGCCUCACAUCAUGACCCACACUCUCCCUCCUCCUCCCCCAUUGCUCCUGCCCUCCUCCAGUCCUCCCCCCUCACUCGUGGACAGCACCCCAUCUUCUCAGCCCUCCCACGCCCUGUCCAACACUCCUGGUGGGGUGCUGAAGAAAACCAGCUCUCCAGAGAUCAAGCUGAAGAUCAUAAAGACGUAUCAGAACGGGAAGGAGCUGUUUGAAUCUGCGCUGUGUGGAGACCUGCUGCAAGAACUGCAGAAGGAGUCUCAGAAGAAGGAGGCCACUCAGAUGCAGCGCAGACAUGAGAGGAAGAAGGAGAAGAGGAAAAAGAGUGCGAGGCUGCAGCUGCAGGUCCAGGAACAGAAGCUGGACCAGGGCCAAGCGCAGGCAGGUACCACGGAGCAGACAGAGGACAUCCACAUCCAGCCCCAGCCGAUAGAAACACCCCCAGCCCAGACAGAGAAGCCUCAGAAGACCGUUAUCAAAACUGAACCAAAGACGCCAAAGGUUCCGAAGGUCCAUCAUCCGUCAGUGAUCCAAGAGACAGGCUUCUGUAAGGAGUUUGUGAUAGGAGAUCUGGUGUGGUCCAAGGUGGGCACCUACCCCUGGUGGCCCUGCAUGGUCUCCUCUGAUCCGCAGAUGAAGGUCCACACUCGCAUCAACACCAGAGGUCAUCGAGAGUAUCACGUUCAGUUCUUCGGCAGUGUGGCUGAGCGAGCGUGGAUCCAUGAGAAGAGGAUAGUGCUGUACCAGGGGAAGCAACAGUUUGAUGAUCUUCAGGCUGAGACUCUGCGCAAGGCCACAAACCCUGUAGAGAAACACAAACUUCUGAAGCCUAUCCCUCAGCGGGAGCGUUCUCAGUGGGAGGUUGGUGUGGGUCACGCCGAAGACGCCUUCGUGAUGACGCGGCAGGAGCGAAUUGACAACUACACCUUCAUCUACUUUGACCCAGACCCUAAUGAAGGCAUGCCCAGCAAGAAACCCAACAUCAGGUCUGAGAAGCGAAACCGGCGCUCCAGCGGGUCGGUCAGCAAGAAGGAAGAGGGAACCGUGAAGUCACCAGAGAGAGAGCAGCCGCCGCGAAGGCUGCUGCCACGCAGGCAGUGCAGUGUUUCAAACACAGAGGACAACACAAACUCCCAGGCUUCAAAUGAAGAGAAGAACCAGACCAGGGGGGGGGACCAGCGUAAGACCAGCUCCCCGAAACGGAACGCUGGUUGUAAUGCACGAGCGCAGCAGGACUCGCCGCCACCAGUCAGGGCCUGGAAAACAGCGGCCGCCAGGAAGUUGCUGCCUCUAUCCAUCACCAUGAAGCGGCUGAAUGUGGAGAUCACAAAGUGUGACUGGCCUCUCCUGCAGAAAAAAGCAGCUGCAUCUCCAAAAAAGGACCGAGAGGAAGAGAAGGAGGAGAGAGUGGAGAGAGAGGCCCGGCAGCCCGACCUGGGGUACUGCUCACCUGAGGACAGCAGAGCUAAACCUGAGCCCAGUCCAGAGGAGGAGGAAGACGGGGACGACGGGGAGGAAGAGGAGAGGAGAGGCUCCCCCGCCAGUCGGAGGAGUGAGGAGGGAGGAAUGCAGCAAACCUCCUCUCCUGGAUCACACCACAGUAGUCCACACGGUUCUCAGGAGAGGAAGCUGCAGCGACGGUCAGUCAGGAGCAGGUCUGAGUCAGAGAGAGGCAACGAUCCCGUCCCUAAGAAGAAAACCAAAAAGGAACAGGCUGAGAUGGCUCCUGAGACCACACUGAGGACUGGUUCACAGAAAGGAGCCAGUGAGAUCUCAGAUGCCUGCAAGCCCCUGAAGAAGCGAAGCAGAGCGUCAACGGAUGUGGAGAUGGCUUCUUCUCAGUAUAGAGACACCUCUGACUCUGACUCCAGAGGCCUCAAUGACCCACAGGGUUUAUUUGGGAAGAGUCUUGAUAGUCCAGCAGCUGCAGAUGCAGACGCAUCAGAUACUCAGUCUGUGGACUCCGGCUUGUCCCGUCAGGACGGCAGCACCGGAAAGAGAGACACCGUCUGCCAGAUCUUUGUGGUUUUCGUAUUUUUUUUUUUGGUGUGUGAAGGUGACUGCAGCAGACAGUUUCACCUGGACUGUCUUGGUCUGGCGUCCCUACCUGAAGGCAGAUUCACCUGCUUAGAAUGCAGAAAUGGCAAUCAUCCUUGUUUUAGCUGUAAAACGGCAGGGCGGGAGGUGACACGCUGCUCUGUGUCUGGAUGUGGUUGUUACUACCACGAGGACUGUGUCCGUAAACUGCCAGGCACCAGCAGCAGUUCGGGCGGAGGUUUCAGCUGCCCUCAGCACAGCUGCUCUACCUGCUGCCUGGAACGAGACCUGCAGCGAGCCAGUAAAGGUCGUCUGAUGCGUUGUAUCCGCUGUCCGGUGGCCUAUCACACAGGAGACAGCUGCGUUGCGGCAGGCAGCGUCUCCAUCACCCAUCACAUCAUGAUCUGCAGCAACCACGGCAGCGCCAAGAGGAACGGCCUCCUCACCUCUCCUAUCAACGUGGGCUGGUGUUUCCUGUGUGCUAGAGGACUGUUAGUGCAAGACCUUACUGACACCAUAUUAAGUUCAUAUGCCUAUAAGUCCCACUACCUUCUGACUGAGUCAAAUCGUGCUGAGUUGAAAUUACCUAUGAUUCCCUCUCCUUCGUCAGCUACCAAAAAGAAUGUUGGGAAAGGAGGCAAGUUGCUGUGCUGUGACACAUGCCCAGCUUCCUUCCACCCGGAGUGUCUGGAGAUGGAGAUGCCAGAGGGGGCGUGGUCCUGCAGUGAUUGCAGGGCAGGGAAGAAACCUCACUACAAACAAAUUGUCUGGGUCAAACUGGGCAACUACAGGUGGUGGCCAGCAGAGAUCUGCAACCCUCGCUUGGUGCCGUCAAACAUUCAGAGCCUUCGCCACGACAUCGGUGACUUCCCUGUCUUCUUCUUCGGCUCCCACGACUACUACUGGAUCAACCAGGGUCGUGUCUUCCCCUACGUGGAGAAUGACAAGAACUUCGUCACGGGUCAGAUCAACAUCAACAAAACCUUCAAGAAAGCUCUGGAAGAAGCAGCCCGGCGGUUUCAGGAACUUAAGGCGCAGAGGGAGAGCAGGGAGGCUUUAGAGCAGGAACGCAACUCUCGCAAACCUCCACCGUACAAAUUCAUCAAGUCCAACAAACCAGUGGGAAAAGUGCAGAUGCACGUAGCUGACUUGUCAGAAAUCCCACGAUGCAACUGCAGACCAACAGAUGAGCAUCCUUGCAGCCUCCACUCCCAGUGUCUCAACCGCAUGCUGCAGUACGAGUGUCAUCCACAGGUGUGUCCUGCAGGAGACAGCUGUGAGAAUCAGUGUUUCUCUAAGCGGCUAUAUGCAGAGACAGAGGUGAUAAAGACAGAUGGACGUGGCUGGGGUCUCAGGACCAACCAGGGUCUCAGGAAGGGUGACUUUGUUACAGAGUAUGUGGGAGAGGUGAUCGACUCUGAAGAGUGCCAGCAGCGAAUCAAACGUGCCCAUGAAAAUCAUGUGACCAACUUCUACAUGCUCACCCUCACUAAGGAUCGUGUGAUCGACGCUGGCCCCAAAGGAAACUCCUCUCGGUUUAUGAACCACAGCUGCAGCCCAAACUGUGAAACCCAGAAGUGGACGGUAAACGGAGACGUUCGCAUUGGACUCUUCGCCCUCUGUGAUAUCGAGGCUGGCACAGAACUGACGUUCAACUACAACCUGCACUGUGUGGGCAACAGGAGAUCAUCUUGUCACUGUGGAUCAGACAACUGCUCUGGAUUCCUCGGGGUGCAGCCAACGAGCGCUGUGGUAAUGGAGAAAGAGGAGAAGGCCAGGAACGCUAAGCUGAAGCCGAAGAAGCGGAAGCUGCGGCCGGAGGGUAAACACACGCACGAGUACUUCUGUUUUUGCUGCGGAGAAGGAGGCGAGCUGGUGAUGUGUGACAGAAAGGACUGUCCGAAAGCGUACCACCUGCUGUGUCUCAACCUCACCAAGCCGCCAUACGGACGUUGGGAAUGUCCGUGGCACGACUGCAGCAUUUGCGGGGCCCCGGCCUCAUCUCUUUGUGACUUCUGCCCCCGCUCUUUCUGCCGGGAUCAUGAGGCGGGGGCGCUCACCUCCUCCUCCCUCGAAGGCCGCCCCUGUUGCUCCAGUCACAACCCCGCCAGCCCCCUGGGCUCCAGCUCGACCCAGCAGCGCCGCGCCGCCCUGAGCCCUGUCAACGUCAAAGAGGAGCCGGAGGCGGGCCAGCCGGCUUCAGAGUGACAUCGCAGUUCCCUCAAUACCUCAUUCCCUGUAAAGUGCACUCCUGUUGGCCCCCCCGGGCUCUGAUCCACCUCUGAUCUGAAGCAGUGCACCAUAAAAGGGAAUACAGUGCUUUUUGACCAGUGCGAUGGCCGAGUUGAGACACACAGACGAACACCUCAAUGCCGUUUGUGGCGACAGCGACUGGAGUGUCGGCAGGGGAAGUGACCAGGCAUCAUUGUGCACAGUUUUCUCUCCCUUCUCUUGCUACUAAAACACCACUAUGAACGCUCUCUACAGCUCGCCUGUGCCCAUCGGAGGGCCCGGGCCACCACCUCAUUAUGUUUCUUUUUUUAUUUUUACAGCUGUGGAAAUUUUAAGUGUUGUCACGUCGUCAAGUUACCGGCACUUUGAAGAACUCAGCAAGUGAGGUGGAGGGAGAGGUAGAGAGAAGAGGAGGAGGAGGAGGAUGUGAAGCUUAACCUCUCCACCGCCACGCUGCUCCUCUCCUUGUUCACCUGCUGUAAGCCGUGGUCAGCAUCUCACACACAGGAUGGCUGUACGGAGAUGAGCCAGCCUUCGUCCUCCUUCUCCUCCUCCUCCUCCUCCUCCCCCCAAACAGCCGACCAUCACUCCAGACGUGAGCUGUCAUCGUAUUUAUCUCUUCUUCUUCUUCGUGGAGGAAAAAAAGGGGGGAAACGACUGAUUUUGUGCAAUUUUUUUCAGGACCACACUACAUUCCAACCUUCCUUAGACAUGGUUUUAAUAUACUUAUGGGUAUAGAUGAAUAUAAUUAUAUACAGUAUCUAUGUUUGUUAAUGUUUACAGACAGAUUCUCUCACUUCAUCUCGGUGAGUGGUGUAUUAUGUUUGUUUGUUUAGGUGUUAAGCAUUACGCAGACCUCCUUGUGAAAAUAGUCCUAUUAAGGUGAAAUAUAAUGGUAUAUAGUGUAAUGGUAUGACAUUACAGAAGUACUUGUGAUUUUCAUAUUGCCAGUCUCACUCGCCAUUGUGUACAUAAUUGGCUCAUAAUAUUGUAAAGUACGUAAAAGACCAGGAGGGAUGGAGCCUUGCCUCUCUGGUUGUUCCUAGAAGAAGGAAACGCUUUUUUAAACGACAAGACAGAUGCUUUUAUUUUCUGUUUUUUUUUGUUUUGUUUUUUUUUUCUGUUCCCACAUUUCCUCCGAGCGGUUACCGUUAUUUGUGUUGUAGACGGAGGGGCUCAGUUUGUGAUCACUGGUGCUGUCUUAAAGUAUUGUUCAUCAGCCUUAAGUUGGAUUCUGGCUGUAGUAACUACUGCCCAGAUGCAGUCCAUUUCAGUAACGUUGUGUACUGUGACCGCUUCAAUGCUUGUUUUUUUUGUUUUGCCAAACUUUUCUGAAAAGCACUUUUACACGGCUUGUCGCUACACGGUUUAGAUAGGUCAUAACAUACAGAAAUGUAUAUUAAAAGAACAUAAGACAAGUGUUUCAAAAUGGAUACCUCUUCUUCUUGUAGUAACGUCGGAAUUUAAACUGUGUUGUAACUUUUUUCCUCUCAGUCAAAAACAUGGUGAGUUGCUGGGCACGUUUUUUUUGUUUGUUUGUUUGUUUGUUUGUUUUGAGGAAAGUGGCCUAAAUGCUGCUGGUUUCUUUUGGCACAAGUAGGAAUGACCGCCAGCCUGGCUUCGUACGGAAAGGUCCACAAGAGGUACUCCUUCAUUUUCCACCUGGAGAACAUCCUCAAGGCUGGGCUUUCUAUAAAGACGUAAUGGUAUAACAACAGUCCAGUAUGAUGUACAAAUACAAACUCCUGUACAGUGUUUUUACUCGCUCAUCUGUCAGAUCCAAAUUUUUUGUAUUUAUUACACCACAUUUUAUACCAAUUUGUUUUUCAGACACCAGUGCAGUAGCUUGUCUCCCUCUCCACCACAGUGUAAGUGAAAUAGACUAUUUAAAAAAACAUUGGGAGUUUUACAUAAUAUAUCUGUAUUUAGUCAUUGCAUUUUUUUUUUUUUUUUAACAUUUGGUGUAAUGAUUCCACACGUUGGUAACAGCCGCUGCUCAUCGACUUGUAUCGUGACUCACUGUAAUUGGUGUUAAAAGCAGUGUGAAGCAGUUCAAUAUAGGAAUGUAAAGAUUCAGUUUCAGAGGAGUUUUUGUGCUGUUUCUUUUUUAGCCUGGACUCAAGGACGUUUAUUUGUAAUCACGCCUCAACUUUUUGCUUGUGAUUCUACCCCAGUUACAUCACUGUUGUGUUUCUGCCCUUAAAAGAUUGUUUUUGUUUUGUUUUUUGAAGCCUCUCGACAUGCUCGUGUUAAAAGUCAAGCCACAUGGUAAAACUGUGCCAGUGUUUCCAAACCAUUUCAGUUAAUUCGGAGUCUUGACAAAUGCAGAGUGCAUACAUUCAGUUGCCAGUUUAUUAGGUACACCGAGAUAGAUCUAGCGCAGCAUAAUGCAAAA